GCCCUCCUCCCUGCGUCAGGCUGGCAGCAGUUGGAGUCAAACCGUUGCAUCCUUCAGACUGAGUUCUCUGCUGCUGCUGCUGCUGCCUGCAGGAUGACGCCUCUCUCCCCCCGUCUGCUCAUUCUGCUCUGUCUGGCUCUUCCUCUGCACGGCCAGGAGAAGGGAAGAAGCAGGGGAUACCGAAAAGAUCCGGACGCUGACAAGUUUGGCAGCUGUCUGCAGGGUCCAGCAGGCACCCCUGGCAGAGAUGGGAACCCUGGAGCCAACGGCAUUCCAGGGACCCCCGGCAUCCCAGGUCGAGACGGGCUCAAAGGGGAAAAAGGAGAGUGUGUGAGUGAAGUGUUCGAGGAGCCCUGGAAACCCAACUACAAACAAUGUGCCUGGAACUCUCUGAAUUAUGGGAUCGACUUGGGGAAAAUAGCUGACUGUACGUUCACGAAGCUGCGUUCAGAGAGUGCCCUCAGAGUGCUGUUCACUGGCUCCUUGAGACUCAAGUGCAAGGAGGCCUGCUGUCAGAGGUGGUAUUUCACCUUUGAUGGAGCGGAGUGCACGGGACCCCUGCCAGUGGAGUCCAUCAUUUACUUAAACCAGGGAAGCCCUGAGCUCAACUCAACCAUCAACAUCCACAGAACGUCCUCAGUUGAGGGACUGUGUGAGGGCAUCAAAGCAGGACUGGUGGAUGUGGCGCUGUGGGUGGGGACCUGCGCCGACUAUCCCAGGGGCGACGCGUCUACUGGGUGGAAUUCUGUGUCCAGGAUUAUCAUCGAAGAACUGCCUAAAUAAAGGAGAUGAAAGGGAUGCUCUCGCCUUUGUAGUGUAAGAGUAUGUUAUCUGGCUGUCCAAAAGCAUCAGGUAUGCUGUGCCGAUGCUAACUCCAACCUUUCCGUUUUAAAGCUGCACAGCCUGACAGGCCUGUUUGCAAAACGCUGUCACUGUGUCUGCUAGACAGGAACUUGUCUGGUCUAUACUGCACCUUUCAGCAACGUCGACCAUGUUUUAACUAUAAACUCAGUGAUGCGUUUCCAUGCAUCAUCACUCAUAACAAAGUUCUCUUUUGUAAAAUACUUUAACUCAUCAUUUUGCAAUAAAGAAUACAUACCAUCAAUUUCUUCAAAAUAGGUCAAAAACCUUGUUUUUUUAUUGUUUUCACAGAAAUCAUCAAGAUUAAAACAAAUGUUUGAAAGAAAUGUUUUUGGAACCAACUGUCCCAUUUUAUGACAAGAUGUGGGAGACGUAUGAAGCAGCAGCUGCAAACCUGAGAAGGUUGAAAUAUUUUACUGUUUUCUUUCUGCAGGGAAACAAUGUAAACAUUACUUCUGGGUGCUGAAAUAAACCUUCAUUGUAGUAAAUGUUCACACCCCUCUGAGCCACACUUCCAAGGUCACUUUGACAGGAACUUCUUCUCCAAAAAGAAACAAAUCCUUCGUGUGAUUCUGAGGCUGAUUCUGCUCUUAUUUCACAAUAAAACCAGAAUUUACACAAAAGAAGAAAAGAAAAACAAAACCCAA
This is a messenger RNA of Oryzias latipes (Japanese medaka), 1508 nucleotides long. RefSeq names its product collagen triple helix repeat-containing protein 1. NCBI's taxonomy places the organism in Eukaryota, Metazoa, Chordata, Actinopteri, Beloniformes, Adrianichthyidae. The record is from RefSeq and is a predicted model, not a curated record.